GCCAAAGGCAGCGGCAGAAGCAGCAGUCUCCAAGAAGUUUUUGAUAUAGUUCCGACAUUUACUAGUUUAUUUGAUGGCUUUUCCCACCACAAGUGCCCAGCAAGCCGAGACGAACCGCAAGAUACUCGAGGAGAUCCAGACGAAGAAGCAGUUGCUCGCGGGCGGGAUCAUAAACCUUGGCCUGAGUCCGCCGAACCAGAUGCCCGCACCCCAGUUGCUGGGACAGCCGACGACAGUGAAUCCAGACUUCCAGGCGGGCGUGGGCAUUGCCACUAAUGCCACAUCCACCGCCCGCUCUGCAUUUAAUCCAACGAGCUCUACGACUUUGGGCUUCUUUAUACCUCAGGAUUCGUAUUUUGGAAAUAGCUUUAUACCCGUGCUGCCUCGCCUGGAGCCGCUGCCGUCGCCUGCGACCACGCCCACCACCCCAAACGCACCGCCCAGCCACAGUAUCAGCAAAUAGCCGGAUCCGCAAUGGC
Drosophila mauritiana is the source of this 479-nucleotide messenger RNA. RefSeq names its product SOSS complex subunit C homolog. Lineage: Eukaryota; Metazoa; Arthropoda; Insecta; Diptera; Drosophilidae. The record is from RefSeq and is a predicted model, not a curated record. The transcript is spliced from 2 exons. The coding region runs from base 74 to 463 and encodes 129 amino acids. Gene Ontology annotation, cellular component: nucleoplasm; nucleus; SOSS complex. Gene Ontology annotation, biological process: DNA repair.